AUGUCUCUUCAACCUUUUUUCGAUUUAUAUCCAUUUCAAGACGGUCUUUCUGACUUUUUGAGUUAUUCCCCUCGCGUCCAACGCCAGGAUCGUGCUGUUGAUUUGUCACCUGCCAUUGAUGUCCAUGAAGGCAAAGACACGGUUGCUGUUGAUGUAGAACUUCCUGGUGUCAAAAAGGAAGACGUUCAAGUUCAUUACGACGAAGGAAAACUUACCGUUUCUGGAGAAUCAUUCAACGAAAGAAAAAGUGAGGGAGAGAAAGGAAACCACAGAUGGUCUGAACGUCGCUUUGGAUCCUUCUCUCGAACUAUCUCCAUCCCCAGCAGGAUCGAUUCCGACCGUAUUGAAGCCCAAUUUUCCAAUGGCAUUUUGAGUAUUGUUUUGCCAAAGAUUGAGCAGUCCCGAUCCAAGAAACAAAUCGCCAUCAAUUAA
Molecule: messenger RNA, 432 nt
Organism: Schizosaccharomyces cryophilus OY26
Lineage: Eukaryota; Fungi; Ascomycota; Schizosaccharomycetes; Schizosaccharomycetales; Schizosaccharomycetaceae
Product: hsp16-like protein
Exons: 1
Coding region: 1-432 (143 amino acids)
Biological process (GO): response to hydrogen peroxide; response to salt stress; response to heat
Source: RefSeq, a predicted model, not a curated record